Messenger RNA from Staurois parvus, 508 nucleotides. The record is from the annotation of a GenBank genome assembly. NCBI's taxonomy places the organism in Eukaryota, Metazoa, Chordata, Amphibia, Anura, Ranidae.
UUCAGCCUGAUGCCUCUCUUCAGCCUGAUGCCUCUCUUCAGCCUGAAGCCUCUACUCAGCCUGAAGCCUCUACUCAGCCUGAAGCCUCUACUCAGCGUGAAGCCCGCUGUCGAGCCAGACGAUCCAAUGCUGGUGACCCGGUGCCCACUGCCUUGUCAGAUGACGCGGUGCCCCUGGCAAGCCAAAUGACCUGAUGCCUGGUGACCCAGUGCCCGCUGUCAUACCUGACAAUCCGAUACCAGAUGACCCAGUGCCCACUGUCGUGCCUGUUGACUCGGAGCCCACUGUCUUGCCAGACGACUCGGUGCCCGCUGUUCCGCCAGUUGACGGAGCCACGGUGCCCGCAGUCUUGCCAGACGACUCGGUGCCCGCAGUCUUGCCAGACGACUCGGUGCCCGCAGUCUUGCCAGACGACUCGGUGCCCGCAGUCUUGCCAGACGACUCGAUGCCCCGCAGUCUUGCCAGACGACUCGGUGCCCGCAGUCUUGCCAGACGACUCGGUGCCCGC